UAAAUAACUACCUUUCCUGACUCGUGUUUUCUAUAUAGUGUAUAGCACUACAGAAAGAGUAACAGGAAAAAUAGAAAGACCGUGUCGCAGAUUAAUAUAGAGGCUAUAGGACAGAGACCCAGGUCUACAGACGUCCAUUUGAGGCCGAUCUUCAGCCCAAAUCCAAAUGACAAAUGGAGAAUGGAGACUAAGAAUGAAGAAGGUAGUCCGUAUGCUGGCAAUGAGCCUCAAUUAAUAGGGGACCCAGGGACAACAGACUGUAAACAAGUCUCCCAUUCCAGCACCAACCAAACUAAGAAAUCAGAUGUAUGUGGCCAUCUGUCAAGUUUGUAUGAGACACUGAAGGAGCCAAUCCCAGAAAAUCCAAGUGCUAGUUACAUCAGUGAUGCAGCUCAUAGAUUAGUAGAUGGAUUAAAUCAAAAGCGCAAAAAUGACACAGAGCUUAUUGAAAGGUUUAAACAAAAUUUAGAAGAACAAACAGUGAAGUGUGUACAAACCUUAGAACAGCAAUUAUACCAGACCUAUGAUGCUCAUAACUUACAAGUGGACAAAAAGCUGCAAGAACUCUUUGCUUGUCUUGAUAACAUAGCUGCAACAGAAACUGAACUAGAAAAUUUCAGAGAAUCCCUGAGGAAACUUUAUCAAGAGAUGAAUAAUUUAGAUUAGUGGAAUGAAAUGCUGCUGUUUAUUCAGUAGAAAUAAUGUAUUUCACUUUGUUCACAGAGAAACAGUGAGCGCCUUGCCUGUUACAGAUAAUAGUAAUAGUUGUUCUUGCAUUUUAGCAAUUUAACGGAAAUAUACAAUCUCUAAUUGAUCAGCCACAUUGCAGUUAAUAUAACUGCUAGUUGUGACAGGAAUGUAAAUUCCAUUAUACCAAUAGCACUAUUUGUACCCCCGGACAACAAAGUUGUAAGGGGGGUAAACUGGUUUCAGGUUGUCUGUCUGUCCGUUCAUCCGUUUGUCCGUAGACACAGUCUUGUGCACACCAUCUCUCCUCAUCCCCUUGACACAAUUUAAUAAAAUCAUACAAGUGAUCAGUAACAACAGUAGUUGUGCAUGGGGCAUGUAAGGUUCUUUCAGGAAAAAAAAUUGCAGAGUUACGGGACUUUGUUUUUUGUUACUAUACUAUAUACGUAGACACAAUCUUGUGCGCACCAUCUCUCCCCAUCCCCUUGACAAUUUAAUUAAGAAAUAAUUUAUAGCGAAAGAGUGUUUUAACACUUAUUUAUACACGAUGGGUGGUUAUACAUCGGGUGUAAUAAUUUCACGAGGGCACAGCCCUCGUGAAAUUAUUUGUAAGACGUAUUAAAAAUACGUGUUAAAAUACGGUUUUGGUAUAAAUUAUUUCGAUUCUAAUAUACCCUUAAUCUAAAACAGUAGAUAAAAUAUAGUAGCACUCUUUCUUGGUCGCAACAAAAACAUUGACGUCACCACACAUUAACGUGACGUCAUUCUAGCGUUAGAGUGUUUUAACAGAGAAAAGCAUAUUAGAAUGAAACAUCACACAAGUAAUCAGUAACAACAGUAGUUGUGCAUGGGGCAUGUUAGGUUCUUUCAGAAAAAAAAAUUGCAAAGUUACGGGAUUUUGUUUUUUGUUACUAUACUAUAUACAUAGACACAAUCUUGUGCUCACCAUCUCUCCUCAUCCCCUUGACACAAUUUAAUGAAACUUCACACAAGUGAUCAGUAACAAUAGUAGUUGUGCAUGGGGCAUGUUAGGUUCUUUCAACAAAAAUUGCAGAGUUAUGGGACUUUGUUUCUUGUUAACAUACUAUGUACAUACAGUCUGCAUAUGCAAUCUUGUGCGCGCCUAAUCUUCCGAACCCUUGCACACAGUUGUGACUUUAUACACGAUGGGCGGUUAUACGUCGGGCGUAAUAAUUUCAGUGACACAUUCAUCACCUUUAACCCUUGCACGCAAUUUAAUGAAACUUCACACAAGUGAUAAGUACCAACCCUAGUUUUGCUUGGUGCAUGUUACGUUCUUUUAGAUAAAUAUUCUGCAUAAUUAUGGGACUUUGUUUUUUGUUACUAUACUGUAUACAUACAGUCUAUAUACAUACAGUCUACAUAAUUAUGCAAUCUUGUGUGCGUCAAAUUGCAAUGUACUGUGUCAGUGCAUGCGGGGGGUACAUUCAUCACCUUUAGUGAUAGCUGUAGUUGUUUUUGUUUUUUUUUAAAUCAAUAAUUAACUAAACAAAAUAAGUUAUUCAAGUAGAUACUGAACAGAUAUGCAUGCAUUUAUUGUUACUUUUUUUCUCAAGACAGAUUUAGCUAUUGAAAGUGUGGCAGAACAUUAAUUACAUUCUUUGCUUUUGCAUAAUUUGGAUGAAUUUUUAUGUUCAGGUAUUACUUCCAGUCACAAAUUGUAGGGUAUUAUUGAGAUAUUAUACUGUAACAUUUCUUUGAAGUGGCACAAAUAUACAAUAUACUACCAGUAGGCUAGGAGAUUGUUCAACAUAGGAGAGUAAAUAAAACUAACAUUUAGUUUUAAAGACAUUGUGUUUUAACAUAAAAAUACUGAAAGAAACUAAGAUUUUAUCUUAAAUAUAAAUAAUCGGUUUGUACUACAUAGAAGCAAGUUCAAGGGAGCUCACUUGGAUGACAACCUAAAUACUCGGACUUGUACCCAUCUGAAUUUGAGUUUGUCGAUUUAUUUUUGCAGGCAACUCAUUAAUAGGUACUGAGAUAUGUAAUUUUGCUUUAUUCUUUCAUAUACAAAUAUUUUUCCGGUUUCUUUUAUGAAUCAGUGGCUAAAAUAUUUUUCAGUUACUUAAGGUUUAGGAGUAUAUCACCAAAACACAGAAAUAUUGUAUAAACGAACAACAUCGUUACCAAUCUUUUAACU
Messenger RNA from Mercenaria mercenaria, 2848 nucleotides. RefSeq lists its product as uncharacterized. Bases 181 to 666 code for a protein of 161 amino acids. Gene Ontology annotation, cellular component: central element. Gene Ontology annotation, biological process: synaptonemal complex assembly. NCBI's taxonomy places the organism in Eukaryota, Metazoa, Mollusca, Bivalvia, Venerida, Veneridae. The transcript has 5 exons. The record is from RefSeq and is a predicted model, not a curated record.